Molecule: messenger RNA, 1254 nt
Organism: Tuber aestivum (summer truffle)
Lineage: Eukaryota; Fungi; Ascomycota; Pezizomycetes; Pezizales; Tuberaceae
Source: the annotation of a GenBank genome assembly
AUGGCUGUGUCCUUGCGAGAUCUGCCCUUGGUAAGCUCAGACCUCCCCCCUCAACAGCUGCUAGAAAUCAUCCGUGGGGAGUCACCGGCUCCAACCUCGAUAUCAUGCAAGAGCGGGCUGAUCGGGGAUAAAGUCCUCCACGAGCCGCUCAAGAAAGCCCUGAUACAGCGGAAGUGGCUGCUGCAGAACGCUCCGCUGGGUCCCACGCCUCGACAGAGUGGAAAUGACGGGGCACCGAACGGUGGGGGGGCUUCUGGUCUGACUAAUGUUAAUGGCGGCACGGUCACAGGGGGCGUAGUGGGUAUCGCGGGGUUCGAGAGCGCGGGUCUGAAUGUGCGCAAGAAGAAUGAAGCUGCGAUCCGCAGAGCCUUUGAGGACCUGGAAGCCCUCAUGGGCCGAGCUAAAGAAAUGGUAAGCUUAGCAGAGGAAUUUUCCACACGCUUAAGCUCAACCCCGACAUUGGCCAAUCGCGAGGCUAAAGCCGCACUGCGCAACACCACCCAAGUCCUCGGAAUCGUGACAAAGGACAUGCUAACCUCCGCCACUAGCGGCACCAACAGCAGUAGCAGCGAUAAAGCUUCAGACCUCUACCUCUCCGCACUUGCCCGCCAAGUAGCAGAAUUCCUCGCCGACGACGCACGUGGUAUGUACACUCAGGCGGGAGGGCGGCGUGAUCACGCUAGUCAACCUAUGGGCCAUAUACAACGGCACCCGCGGCAUAGAGCUCAUCCCACCUAGCGACCUGGAGAAGGCCACAGGCUUGUUCGAGAAGUUGAAGCUCUCUCUGCGAGUUCGCAGGUUCCGGAGCGGGUUGCUUGCCGUGCACGAGGCUAGGAGCUCCGACGCUGAGACGGUCAGAAGGAUCAUAGAGUGGGUUGCUGGGCCCGGAUGGGGCAGGGGUGUGACAGCAGCCCAAGCCACGGAGAGGUUUAGAUGGAGCAUUGGCGUGGCGGCGGGGGAGUUGGAGAUGGCGGAGGAGAGGAGUGCACUAUGUCGUGAGGUUUUGGAAGAAUUGGUUUGCAGAGGGGAGAGGGGGGCUGCAAUGUGGGAAUCAUAUUUCCGGGUGUGUUAUGGGGUAUUUGGUGAUAGCAGUGGUGGUGGUGGUUGUGGUUGUGGUGGUGGUGGUGUAGGAUUCGUUCCUUCGUGUUAUAGUAAAGUAAUAGAUGUGUCGUUGAGCUGGAGUAUUGGAAAUUUAGCUAGUCUGAAUUUAAAAUACAUACAUGCAAGAUAUUUGAAACCUCGGAGGAUGCCUAA